Molecule: messenger RNA, 1266 nt
Organism: Brenthis ino (lesser marbled fritillary)
Lineage: Eukaryota; Metazoa; Arthropoda; Insecta; Lepidoptera; Nymphalidae
Source: the annotation of a GenBank genome assembly
AUGUGGCGAUCACAGAGUUCUACAGAGGAAUGGGAGAGACGAAAAACGUAUUUGAUUCGCAGUUUAUUUGAAGAUGUACCUUUCCUAUCACCAAUACAAGAGGAAGCAGAACCAGGUUUGUCCUCAUUCGAUGAUGAUUUUAGAGCUGAAAGUCCUCUCCCAGAUCUUAUUAUUGAAGUGGAACCCAAGAAACCAAAUCCUCACGAUGAACCUGAGGAGUUUUAUGAACGAUUGGCUAGAGAAAUGAGACGCCUGUAUAAAAGGGAUCAUUAUAUAUUAGAUUCUUCCACUUCCACUUCAAGUUCACUCAAAAGUUUUGAAAAAAAUGAAUAUGAACAACGACUUAGCACACGAUUUAAAUAUGGUAGCUCUGAUUCUGAAGAUAUUGAAGAUAUAAUUUCGUUACAAGAACCAGAGAUGCCGAGCCGAAGUGAGUUACUACCUAUUAAUACAAAUUCUGAUGAAGUACAAUUUGAAGGAAAUAAUAUUGAGAAUCAAAAGAUACAUGAAAGUUAUCAUGAAGAGUCAUCAUCUCGUAGUGUACCGGAAAGUACAGUAUCUGAAAAUAAUUCGUGUUCGCAACAAAUAAUAACUCAAGCCGAAGUUUACACCCAUACAGACGAAAUCUUAGAUGAAAUUACUAAUAAAUUAAAGUGUUACAAGGAUCCCGUUGACAAAAUGAAUGAUAAAAUAUUCAGUUCAGAUAUUAUAGAAGAUGAAAAUGUUAAUGAUAGAACAUAUUCUAAGGAUCUUGCAGAAAGCUGUGAUGCAAGCGGGAGUAAUAUCACAGAAAGCAGUGAACUGUCUAGUAACUUCUCAACCGAAAUAAUGAGACGAAUUCAAGAUCGCGCCUCAUUCGGAUCUUUGCCACACUAUAAACGGUCUAAUUCAGAUUCAGAAAAUGUUAUUUACGAAAAAGAUGUAUCGAUGGAGAUGCAACCAAUGCAACUAUCGGAAGAAAUCAUUUCGUAUGGGCCUAAAGAAAUAACUUAUGGCACUCCCAGUGAUAUAAAUACUCUAUUAAGCACUUCUACUCCAGUUUCAAAACGAAAAUCUAAAAUUGUUGAGAGAAAAUUUAGGAGAAGGUUGGUUUCUUACACAUCCCCCUCUUCUUCCACAAGCCGCAUGAAUGUUGGUUGCGUCAGUGCGACAGCUCAAACUUCUUUUUCUGAUGAUGAACCAGAUUGGAGUACAUUUUGGAAUAAUUUUUUUCUAGGAAUACCAACUGUUUAUAAUUUUUGUUCCUGCAGAAAUCAUGUUUGCUCG